GUCCAGCUUCUGUGCUUUUGGUGGGGGAAGGGUGUGCUGUGCCUGGGAGCUGCCCCAGGUGGGCAAGACUGGAGGGGCUCUGCUCACAUUGUGUCUGCCAGGACCCAUCACUGCUUCUGGCCAUCACUAUCAUUGGGGUCACGGUUUUCCUGUUGGCCCUGAAAAGCAUGAAUUCCAGGAGGAGAAAUCUUAUCACCUUAAAGGACCCUGAAGCCAAGUACCCACUGCCCUUGAUUGAGAAAGAGAAAAUCAACCAUAACACCAGGAGAUUCCGCUUUGGACUGCCCUCACCAGACCAUGUCUUAGGGCUUCCUGUAGGUAACUAUGUCCAGCUUUUGGCCAAAAUUGACAAUGAGUUGGUGGUCAGGGCUUACACACCUGUCUCCAGUGAUGACGACCAAGGCUUUGUAGACUUAAUUAUAAAGAUCUACUUCAAAAAUGUACACUCCCAUUAUCCUGAAGGGGGGAAGAUGACUCAGUACUUGGAAAACAUGAAAAUCGGGGACACCAUCUUUUUUCGAGGGCCAAAGGGUCGCCUGUUCUACUGUGGGCCAGGGAAUCUCGAGGUCAGACCAGACAAAACAAGUGAGCCUGAAAAAAAACUGGUCCAUCACCUGGGAAUGAUUGCUGGGGGCACAGGAAUUACACCCAUGCUGCAGCUCAUUCGCCACAUCACCAAGAACCCCAGUGACAAGACCAAGAUGUCCCUCAUCUUUGCCAACCAGACGGAGGAGGAUAUUUUGCUGAGAAAGGAGCUUGAAGAAAUUGCCAGUACUUACCCAGACCAGUUCAGCCUGUGGUACACCCUGGACAGGCCUCCCGUUGGCUGGCAGUACAGCUCAGGCUUCAUUACUGACGACAUGAUCAAGGAACACCUUCCUCCUCCUGGGCAGUCUGUACUCAUCCUAGUGUGUGGCCCACCACCCCUGAUCCAGACAGCCGCUCACCCUAACUUGAAGAAGCUGGGUUAUACCAAGGACAUGAUUUUCACCUACUAACACCUCCCAUGUGCUUAACAGAUUUGCCUGGUUCCUUUUAUCUGUUUCAACUUCACCACAUUAAACUAGGGUGUUUCCAAAAGUGCCUCACAGUGCACCCUAGGGCACACACUGGCUCUCCUCUCUUUGGGGCAUGGGCCUGAGAAGAAGAGCUCAAGGGGCUGGAGACAGUGGCUUCUGAGGCCUCCUUGCUUGGAGCCUGGAAAGAGCAAUACUUCAGUAUAUUUCUACGUGGUUUAGUGAAAUAAACUUAAGUACAAAGCACAUAGCC
Messenger RNA from Carlito syrichta (Philippine tarsier), 1269 nucleotides. Its product is annotated as NADH-cytochrome b5 reductase 2. Lineage: Eukaryota; Metazoa; Chordata; Mammalia; Primates; Tarsiidae. The record is from RefSeq and is a predicted model, not a curated record. Gene Ontology annotation, cellular component: mitochondrion. Gene Ontology annotation, molecular function: FAD binding; oxidoreductase activity. The transcript is spliced from 8 exons. The coding region runs from base 168 to 998 and encodes 276 amino acids.